Messenger RNA from Talaromyces amestolkiae, 1029 nucleotides. RefSeq lists its product as uncharacterized. The transcript has a single exon. NCBI's taxonomy places the organism in Eukaryota, Fungi, Ascomycota, Eurotiomycetes, Eurotiales, Trichocomaceae. Gene Ontology annotation, cellular component: mitochondrial large ribosomal subunit. Gene Ontology annotation, molecular function: structural constituent of ribosome. Gene Ontology annotation, biological process: translation. The record is from RefSeq and is a predicted model, not a curated record. Bases 1 to 1029 code for a protein of 342 amino acids.
AUGCCACCUCGUCUUCGUCUUUCGUCCUCACAUCUCUCCCGGCCAGUACGGACGCAAAAACGCCUAGGACAACAAAAUGGCAUGAUACACAGCACUCGAUACGCCAGCACGGCCACGGCAGCCGCCGCAUCAUCAGCUACUGUCCCUCCUCCCUCUUUGGAACAAAUGAAAAAAAGCCCAUCUCGCAUCGCCCGCACACCCUCCGUCCAACCCCCUUCUCACAGAAGACCCGAGGAACGCCGCUCCCAACUACUCCGACAAUACACAUCCCUCAUCCGCACAGCGCCGUUGAUGGUGUUUUUCCAACAUAACAAUUUGCAGUCUACAGAAUGGACUGCGAUCAGGCGUGAAUUGACGCUUGCAUUGAGGAAAGUGGACGAACAACAAGCCUCCGAGGGACGAAGCACGACCCCUAUAGCGCCACAUGUGAAAUUACAGAUUAUUCAGACGAGUAUCUUUGAGGUUGCGCUGCGAAUCGUUGACUAUUUCAAGCCGGAGAAUUUUGCCGAUAAAAUUGCCGCGGCGGAGGCAGAGGAGGAUAUUUUGUUGCAUGAUCUGUCGCGUACCGUUCACGGUGCCGUACGACAUAUGAAGGGCAAACAUGACUUGUCCACCAUCCUGUCUGGUCCGUUAGCUGUUCUUACGAUCCCCAACGUCUCGCCGGAACAUCUCAAAGCCGCUCUUUCAAUUCUCGCGCCCAAGGCAUCGGGCUUUUCCGCGCCUUCUCGCAAGGCGAACCCGGGAUAUCAUGAAUUGACCGUUCAGGACGGAUUACAGAAACUAAUGGUCGUGGCUGCUCGCGUAGAUGGCCGCGUUUUCGAUCUUGAAGGCACGAAAUGGGUGGGAAGCAUUGAGAGUGGUAUUGACGGUCUUCGUGCUCAGCUUGUGUAUGCUUUGCAAGCUGUUGGAGCUGGUGUCACGUCUACUCUCGAGGGUGCGGGAAAGAGUUUGUAUCUUACCAUGGAGAGUCGGCGGAGUGUGUUAGAAGAGGAGGAGAAUGGUGGGGAGAAAAAGGAGGAGUCCUCUUAG